Fusarium sp. VM40 is the source of this 888-nucleotide messenger RNA. The record is from the annotation of a GenBank genome assembly. Lineage: Eukaryota; Fungi; Ascomycota; Sordariomycetes; Hypocreales; Nectriaceae.
AUGGAGUCUCUUCUAUCUCUCGCCUUCGACAACCUCUCAUCCUACGAUGGACCCAAAAUCCGCAAAGGUCUUCGCCAGGUCGAAGGUCUUUUAGCCCAGAUCUGCCUCUCAAACGCAAACUCCCAAAACGACAGCCAUCGACGCCGAGGUUCAGAAGACGACAACAGUGAUGCAUCGACGUCAUCGCAGAAGGACCUUGGCCAACUUUCUCAAGAUCCAGCUUUCCGCGAGUUCUUCAAGCUGCAGGAGGGAUUCGAAUGGAACGUGCCUAUGCGUCUGAUCGGUACUCUCGAUAGACUGAUGGCUAAGGGUGGUGAUGGUGGAAACGACCUCUUAAUUCUGAGUGCUCUUGAUCUUAUCCAAGGACUGCUAUUGCUGCACCCUCCCAGCAAGUCUCUUUUCGCCCGAGAGCAGAAUAUGAAUCUUCUUCUCGACCUUCUUGAGCCAUACAACUGCCCCGCGAUCCAGUCUGCGACUCUUCUCACACUCGUCACCGCCCUCAUCGACACUCCAGUCAACACACGCACAUUUGAGAGCCUUGAUGGCCUUCUCACUGUCACUUCCCUCUUCAAAUCUCGAUCUACAGCCCGUGAGGUCAAACUCAAGCUUGUCGAGUUCCUUUACUUCUACCUCAUGCCUGAGAUCCCGUCCAUCCCUCGAGCCGACCAGCGCGACAGUGUCCCUGGUAUGUUCCAACGAAGCCCCAGCAAACUCGUCGGGGCUUUCAACGCCGACUCCCGCCGCAAGCGCUCUGGCUCUGAUCCUGAGGGCGAUAUCUAUCUCACCACCGAGGAGAAGCAAGAGCUGCUUAGCCAGCACCUGAGCAGUGUGGAGGAUCUCGUCAAGGACCUCCGAGAUUGCGCACCCUUUGGCGGUGUCGUCUGCUAA